Durusdinium trenchii is the source of this 2205-nucleotide messenger RNA. The record is from the annotation of a GenBank genome assembly. NCBI's taxonomy places the organism in Eukaryota, Dinophyceae, Suessiales, Symbiodiniaceae.
CUAGUUAUUUGAGAGCACCAUAAAUAAAGAAGGAAGUUUAAUAACUCAUGGGGUCGUUGGCGUGCCAUGGGCGUGAUCCUCAUGAGGACUUUUGCGCUGAUAACGUGCUACGGUUCUGUCAUUGGCGCUCCCACUGUGAACCUGGAUGAUCCGCUUAGCUUGGGCCAAUGCACCUGCGACCUCACGCAGGCGCAAUGUAACGUGAACUGCUGCUGUGACCCUGAUUGCGUGGGUCUGACAGAUUCGUUCAGCUGUUUGCCAGAAGGCCCCAAGAGUGCAACCACACAAUACUGCUACUCCAAAAGCUGGCUGCACAGGGUGAAUCCGCGAGUUGAUCUCUGGGUGAUCGCAGAUGACUUGCGUGGAUUGCUUUGCGUAUCGGUCGACAACAGUGCAGUGCAAGGAGAAGUAUUUCAAAACCAGGCAGUUUUGUCCUCUUCUCAAGUGGACGCGAUUGUUCAGGAGAAUUCGCCCCUGGCAACUUCGGUAGCAGUGUCUCAAGACGUGGUCGUGCGUGGCUACCAUGCUGGAGAUAUUCUGAAGGUGCACUUUGCACUGUCUCCUGACCAAGGAGUGCAGGUGAUGCAGGGGGUGUCAACCCUGGAGAACGCGAAUUUUGUGGAGGUGGUAAGCCCCUUAUCUUUGCCAACGGCUGAUCCUUAUGGAACCUGCGCUGCGAGCCCUGGCCAAGUUGUCAGAUUCCUGAAUGAUGUACCUCCUACGUCAUGCUGGAAGCGGAACUUGGACUUGCCCAGCCAAUGCGCCGCUUUGAGCCCAAGGCAGCAAGUGGGUACAUGGAUGCUCCGCAGUCAGUACUUGCCAGAGGACAUGCGCUGCGGGGACCGCUGCUUGCUUCCAACCUCAUGCGCAGUGCAACGUGUGGCUGCUGAUGGAUCUGUGGUGUCUAUCGCUUCCUGCGACGGAAAUGCGUCAGUGAGGGAGUCAUCCUUCCAGCAAGGAGGUGAUGGAUCGUGCACCUGUACAGGGGCUGUCAGGGAACUGAACUACUUUUUUUACUUUGGCUACAACGAUGCGACCCAAGUGGUGAGCAUCACAAGAGUCGAAGUGAACUACACUAUCCAAGAUCUUAGCAGUCCAGGAUGCAAGCCUAUCGAAGUACAACAAGGGGGAAGUGUCCACUUUCUUCAGGACCAAUCUGGAAGUCAACAGAUUGAGGCCAGAUCGGGCAACCCAGGGUACAUCACAGGCCUGCCGCUACUGGUGACCGAAUGCUUGAGCUCUGUGGAUGGAAGCUGUGAACAAUAUGGAGAAACCAGAGAUGCAACAGUACCAGGAAUUCUACCCGGAGGCAACUGCAUGCUGACAUCUUCAAAUUCGACCGUGGCACAAGAGGUCAAAAUCCGCUUUGGCGAGAAUUCGAUGUUUGGAUGCACUUUGCCACUUACACGCCAAGAGCUGGCAUCACUCUGCAAAGGUGACUCACUACCAAAUGGCUUUGCAGGCUACUUGAAUCUUCUGCCGAUUGGAAGUGCCGUUGGAAACAACGUGGCACGAAACGUGGCACGUUGGACACGCAUCGCAGCCUUUGGCAAUGUGCCUUUGGAUGCUCAAGAUGCUGCGGACUGGGUGAAGGUGGAGGAAAGACCAAGGAGUGAAGCGCUUGAGUUCAGCGAUUCUUCUGCGUCGCAGAAGGCUUCCAAUUCCACCUGCACUGGUGCCGUGGUUGGUGUAGACCUUGAGGUAAUCUACUCACCGUUUGGAGAGGUGGGCAACCCUCAAAUGAAGGUGGUGGGUGCUCAGAUUUCCCAGCGGCUUGGAGUGUUGGCCUAUACGUUGGCAGAACCGACAAAGAGGCAAGGCUUCCAGUUUACUUACAGCGUGAGAUUCUUCAAGACGGACUCCGAGAACUUGGAGAUCCAGGUGCCACCAAGACCUCAGUUGCCCUUGUCGCUUCCACCGGAUUUGUUCUAUCCCUUCACAAUCGGCCGUGCAGGAAUGAGAACACUCCAUCCAGUUGCAAUGAUUGGCUUGAUAGCUCUUUUCAAUUUAAGGACUCAAUGUUAAUGCGACUUGGGGGUCACAAAGAGGGGCUCCAUGUUGAUUUGGUAAGCCAGCACAAGCUUCUGGCCAGGCACAUACGAUGUUUCUGUUUGUACAUUACUGUCCAGGGGGGUUCGUCGGGAUCCUGGGCCACUCCGGAUUUGAGUGGUACCAUCAUGCCACCACUGCAAGCGGGCACAACAA